Molecule: messenger RNA, 1359 nt
Organism: Baudoinia panamericana UAMH 10762
Lineage: Eukaryota; Fungi; Ascomycota; Dothideomycetes; Mycosphaerellales; Teratosphaeriaceae
Product: glycoside hydrolase family 28 protein
Exons: 2
Coding region: 1-1359 (452 amino acids)
Biological process (GO): carbohydrate metabolic process
Molecular function (GO): polygalacturonase activity
Source: RefSeq, a predicted model, not a curated record
AUGCAUUUUCUUCUUUCUGCUCUCGCCUUCGUGGCCUCCGCGACUUCUCAGACUGCACCGCUGUGUCGUCCCAUCUGUGAUGUCCCUUCUCAGUAUGCUUACUCUAACGGCACAGCCGAUGAUGCACCAGCGAUCAACUUUGCCCUUUCGCUGUGUGCAAGAGGCGGCGUCGUUCGCUUCGCAGAAGGCGUGGACUACAGCGUCCUCACUCCCGUCAGCGCCACCAAUCUUACCAACGUCACGAUCGAAAUGAAGGGCAACUUGCACCUACCUCAGAACAUCACAUACAUGCAGACCAUCUUCAACCAGAGUGGCUUGAGCAAUCUUUACUGGUUCACAUUCUCUGGCCCAGGCAUCCAAUAUGUUGGCUCUUCAAAUGUAUCCGCUGGUUGGAUCUACUCGUACGGUCAAGCGUGGUGGGACGCCAAUAUCUACCCUGGAACGGGCUUGAGUGGUCGGCCGCACUUGAUGUCCUUCACCACGACCAACGGCAGCAUGCAGUACUACAAGUCCCGCAAGCCCAUCGCUUGGAAUGUGCAGCUCAGUGGCACCAAUAUCACCGUCAGCGACACCUUCAUCGAUGCCUUUAGCACCACGGGCAGCUUUCCCUUCAAUACGGACGGCUUCGAUGUCACUGGGAAGGACAUCACCAUCACCAACAGCGUGAUCUACAACGGAGACGAUGCGAUUGCGGUGCAGAGUGGAAGCUCCAACAUCCUCUUCGAGCACGGCACCAUCGGCUAUCAGUCCCACGGCAUGUCCAUCGGCUCACUCGGACAGAACCAAGCUCAGUAUGCGACAGUCUCGAACGUGACGUUCAACGAUGUUACGGUAAUCAACGCGGUCUACGCAUCCCGCUUCAAGUCGUGGGAGGGCGGCCAGGGUCUAGCGAAGAACAUCACUUGGAGCAACAUCCGUGCCUAUAACGUUACAUUCCCGAUUUUCGUAACGCAGACAUACAUCAAUCAAGGCAGCAGUCAGACGCAAAUCGGUAAUGGAGCGACGAGCGGCCGGCCGAACAAUGCCACGGUGAACAUGCAGGACUUCAGGUGGGUGAACUUUACUGGGACGAUCAACACGUUCCGGCCUGGAGAUGGGAGCUGUGUGACCGAUCCCUGCUGGUAUAAUGUCGGAUUGCCGAAUCUGACCCACACCGAGGCGAUUAUUGUUGAGUGUAACACCAACACUUCAUGCGUAAACUUUGAGAUGACGGGCAUUGAGAUCAUACCGCAGAGUCUGGACGCACCAACUGUGAUAUGCUUGAAUGCUACAGCAGCGCUGAAUUCAGACUUGGGCUUCGAUUGCUCUAAUGGGACAUUUGUACCCACAUAUGCACGCGCAUCCUUGAUUUACCAUUAA